AGCUUCUGUUCACGUUGUUGUGACGUCUCGCGAGACUUGACCAACACCACAAAUUUCCUCGCUAACUAGCCACGGCUAACGAGUAACAUGUACGCAACAACAGUGUGACAGAAGGAGCCUUCGGGAGAACUCUGGCAAUGGAGUGUAGAAACAUCGCGGACCAAUGUCCAUUGGUCCAGGCUAUUUUCAGCCGAAAUGCUGAAGAAGUGACGUUUUUGUUGAGCCAUCAAGAAGAUGUCAAUUUGUUGGACCACCAACAAAGCACGCCUCUUCACGCUGCUGCGUAUUUGGGUGAUGUUCAUAUUAUGGAACUUCUUCUCACCGCGGGUGCCAAUGUUAAUGCUAAGGACCAUGGCUUGCUGACACCUUUACAUCGAGCAGCUGCAUCCAGAAAUGAAAGGGCUGUGGAGCUGCUCCUAAAGCACAGCGCGGAGAUCAACGCACAAGACAAAUUCUUGCAAACACCAUUACACAUGGCGGCGGCAAACUGGGCUGUCGGCUGUGCUGAAUCGCUGAUACGUGUUGCGUGCGGCCUGGAUGUUUACGACCGGUCGGGAAGAACACCCUUGCAUCACGCGGCACACAGUGGACACGGCGAGAUGGUGAACCUGCUUCUCAGCAAAGGCGCCAACGUGAGCACCAAAGACAAAAAAGAAAGGCAGCCGAUACACUGGGCUGCAUAUCUUGGACAUUUGGACGUUGUGAAGAUGCUGGUGUCUCACAGUGCAGAUGUAACAUGCAAAGACAAACGUGGCUACACUCCUCUCCAUGCUGCAGCCAUCAGUGGACAUUUCGAUGUGGUCAAAUAUCUGUUGAGACUGGGAGUGGAGGCCGAUGAAGCCAACGUGCAUGGCAACACGGCGCUCCACAUGGCCUGCCACACGGGCCAAGACACAGUUGCCACCGAGCUGGUCAACUGCGGCGCUAACAUCAACCAGCCCAACCACCGAAGCAGCACCCCGCUGCAUCUGGCUGCCGCCUCCUCCACGGGGGUGCUGUGUGUCGAGCUGCUCAUAAACAAUGGCGCCGACGUCAACAUGCAGAAUAAAGAUGGGAAGAUCCCUUUACAUAUGGCCGCCAUGCACGGACGCUUCACAGGCUCCCAGAUCCUUAUACAAAAUGGAAGUGAAAUCGACUGUGUUGACAUAUUUGGGAACACUCCUCUUCAUGUGGCCGCCCGAUACGGUCAGGAGUUGCUGAUCAGCACUCUGCUUACUAACGGUGCUGACAAAGCCAGACAGGGGAUUCAUGGGAUGCUUCCGCUACACUUGGCUGCACUGUACGGCUUUCCAGACUGCUGUCGCAAAUUGCUCUCGAAUGGCCAGUAUUACAACAUCAUGCAGUCUCCGACAAGUUGCCAGAUGCUGUCUUUUGGGUUUGAUAUCAACACGCAGGAUGACUUUGGGAGGACAUGUCUACAUGCCGUUGCCUCUGGAGGAAACGUUGACUGUCUCAACCUACUGAUAAGCAGCGGCGCUGAACUGGAUAUGAAGGAUCAUUUGGGAAGGUCUCCUUUGCACUACGCCGCAGCCAACGGGAACAGCCAGUGUACAGUCACGCUGGUGAGAAGCGGCUCCGAGGUCAACGAGUUAGACCUGAUGGGCUGCAGUCCUCUGCACUACGCCGCUGCUUCACACACAUUCGUUGGAGGGGAGCCGAGCGCCGAUUGCAAUGUGGAAAAGGAACAAGAAGCUUCUCUAUGUUUGGACUACCUGCUGGACAGCGGUGGAAACCCAACUGUAAAGAAUACUAAAGGUUAUAGUGCCGUCCACUAUGCGGCAGCUUACGGCAACAGGCAGCAUCUGGAACUGCUCCUGGAGAUUUCUUUCAACUGUUUAGAAGAGGCUGAAAGUAAUGUUCCAGUUAGUCCUUUGCACUUAGCUGCAUAUUACGGUCACUGCGAGGCUCUACGCCUGCUGUGUGAGACGUUAGUGAGUUUGGACGUACGAGAUAUUGAAGGUCGAACAGCACUCCACCUUGCCGCUCAGAGAGGCUUCACGUCGUGCGUGGAGGUGCUGCUGGACCAUCAGGCUUCCUGCGUCCUGAAGGAUUACAAAGAAAAGAGAACAGCCGUGCAUGCUGCAGCUUCCGAGGGCCACAUGGAUUGUCUGCUUUUGCUGGUCAAUAGAGAACAAAGCGCUGACAUCAUCGACAGCCCAGACACACUUGGACAGACAGCUCUCAUGUUGGCGGCUUUGGGCUGUCACACCGAUUGUGUGCACAUCCUGUUGGAAAAAGGAGCAAAACCAGACACUGGCGACAAAAAGGGCUUCACUGCAUUACAUCGAGCUGCUAUGCUGGGCAGUGACGACUGUACCUCAGCUUUGUUGGAGCACGGCGCCUCUGCUCUGUGUCGAGACUCUCGGGGAAGGACGGCGUUGCACCUCGCCGCAUCCCGUGGCCACACACAGCUACUGCACACUCUGCUGCAGGCCGCACACAAGGCAGACCCUUUGGACUUCAUGUUGGAUUACAGAGGCUACACGCCCACCCACUGGGCUGCCUACCAUGGGCAUGAAGAAUGUUUACGCAUUUUACUUGAAAACAAACUUUUUAGCAACCAGGAAGGAAAUUCCUUCAACCCGCUGCACUGUGCACUGAUUAAAGGACACGAUGUCGCUGCUGGACUUCUAGUAAAGACGAUUGGCCCUCACAUAGUUGGAAUUAGUGACGUCAAAGGAAGGACGCCGCUGCAUGCGGCUGCCUACUCGGGAAAUGUUCCAGGCCUUCAACUGGCCCUGACCAACGGAGCAGAGGUCAACGGCGUGGACCGGAGUGGUUGCUCUGCUCUGAUGAUUGCCGCCGACUGUGGACAUACCGUCGCUGUCGAAUUUUUGCUGCACAAGGCCAAGCCAGACCUGACCCUCGUGGAUGUCAAUAAUAACACAGCCCUUCACUUAGCCUGCAUUAAGGGUCAGGAGAUGUGCGCCUUACUGCUUCUCGGAGAAAUCAAUGAUCCCUCACUCAUAAAUGCGACAAAUAAUGCGCUUCAAAUGCCCCUUCACAUCGCGGCGAGGAAAGGUCUGGCGACUGUUGUGCAGGUUUUACUCAGCAGAGGUGCGGCGGUCAUGGCGGUGGAUGGCGAAGGCCACACUCCAGCACUGGCCUGCGCCCCCAACAAGAAAGUGGCAGACUGCCUGGCCCUGAUCCUUUCCACCAUGAAGCCUUUUCCCCUGCGGGAGUCCAACAACGCCACGGCGUCCUGCUUCAACCCGACUUUGAAGAACUGCGGCAUGGCCGCCAACUGCGGGUCCAAUGGGAGCCUGUGCCACGUCUACGCCAAGGGCCGGUCGGGCACCGUGGGCUUGCACGGGUGUCUGACUGAGUGAGCGGGUGUAGCAUUUCUGUAUUCAUCGACAUUAUCCAGCCUAUGCUUUGUCAACCUUAUUAAUAACUGCGUAUGUAAGUCUUACACAUGACUAAUAUUAGACCUCUCGGCACUUUUGCUUUAGUUGAAUGAAGUUAUUACACAAAUUUGUUACUUUUUGUCGCUCUUCAUGUAACCUGCAAACACAUUACUCUCAGCUGCUAUAAGCCAAAAUGCUUGAAAGAUUUUUGUGUGGUAUAUGUGUGUGUGUGUGUGUGCAGGAGCGUAGUGUUUCUUUAUCUACUUUUUAGCGCAUUUUAUCCCUUAUGCAAUUAAGAUACCCUUUCCAGGGUGUAGCAGACACUAAACUGAUAAAGAUUUAUGCUUAUUUGUGUCAUGUCAAUAUCCUCAUGGCUAUAUUUUAGCUUUUUUUUUUUAAUUCUAAAUGAAGGAACAACCUCACGUGUGUAUAUAUGCUGUGGUGCAUUCACAAUAACAGCAUAAUAAAAGAUGGCUUUGUUUGUUUAGCUAUAGUAUUACAGUAAGAAAGCCUGAAAAUAGAACAAAGGAAGUCACAUAGAAUAUAGAAAUCUAUUUAUGUUUACAUGUCAGAUGGAACUGUUUUUAAUUCACAAGGGCCUACUUCGCUUGAUGACAUGUUUUCAAAUGAAAGUUACUUUUCCAAAGCCACAAACAAUUAAAUGAGCACAGUAAUACCUAAAAUCAAGCAUGUUUUCUUUUAUGGUUUGAAAUUUGUAAGCCGACCCAUUCUGUGGCCUUGGCAUUUUUUUAAACAAUAUCUUAAAAUGGCUUUAACUUAUUUGCACUCUUUUUGUCACGGUUGUGUACAUUUUUACAGCAUCAUGCAACCUUUUAAAUUUGGCUUAUAUAUUAUUGAAAUCUUCUCAUUCUGAGCAUUUUUUUUUUAAUUGGGCUAAAAAUGAUUACAGGUAUGUAAAAAUGCUAGAUACUGUAAUAUUGACUGUAUCAUGAAGUGUGGAAGCUGUAAUGUGAACAAAUGUGUCUUCCGUACAGUCUAUUGACAUUUCAGGGUAUACCAACUUGAAUACUGUGGGGGUUAACUUGAAAAAAUUAAAAACACUAAUUUGUGAUGCUUA
Messenger RNA from Doryrhamphus excisus (bluestripe pipefish), 4425 nucleotides. RefSeq names its product ankyrin repeat domain 52b (gene ankrd52b). The record is from RefSeq and is a predicted model, not a curated record. Gene Ontology annotation, molecular function: protein binding. Lineage: Eukaryota; Metazoa; Chordata; Actinopteri; Syngnathiformes; Syngnathidae.